AUGUUUCCAGAUAGACGUUACCCUGACGAGAUCGUCUAUCCAGGUGUCCGCUGUGUGGAACAAGGGGUCUUCCCACACCCAAGAGACUGUGCUUGGUUCUACAGGUGUGUGAGGAGCACACCAAGAGGAUUCUUCCGGAUCCAAUACUUCGGCUGUGCCGCUGGUACUGUCUUCUCUGAAGACUUGAAGCAGUGUAUCUUCCCUCACUUGGUCCGUCCACCCUGUGGCACUUACCUCGGGCCACCAGGACCACUCACCUGGCCCACACCAAGACCAGUGACUAGGCCCACCCCAAGACCAGUUACUAGACCCACACCAAGACCAGUGACUAGGCCCACCCCAAGACCAGUUACCAGACCCACACCAAGACCAGUUACUAGACCCACACCAAGACCAGUUACUAGACCCACAUCAGAACCAGUCACUUGGCCCAAACCAAGACCAGUGACCAGGCCCACACCAAAACCAGUUACUAGACCCACACCGAGACCAAUCACCUGGCCCACCCAAAGACCAGUUACUAAACCCACACCAAGACCAGUUACUAGACCCAUACAUACAAGACCCACACCUGGACCAGGCACUACACCCAUACUUGAACCACACACAAGACCCACACCUGAACCACACACAAGACCCACACCUGAACCACACACAAGACCCACACCUGAACCACACACAAGACCCACACCUGAACCACACACAAGACCCACACCUGAACCACACACAAGACCCACACCCCGAACCACACACAAGACCCACACAUAGACCACAUACAAGACCCACACCUGGACCAGGCACUAGACCCACACUUGAACCACACUCACCACCCACACCUGAACCACACCCAAGACCCAAACCUGGACCAGACACCCAGCCCACACCUGGAGCAGACUCCAAGCCCACACCUGGAGCAGACUCCAAGCCCACACCAGGAGCAGACUCUCAGCCCAAACCAGGAGCAGACUCUCAUCCCACACCAGGAGCAGACUCUCAGCCCACACCAGGAGCAGACUCCCAGCCCAAACCAGGAGCAGACUCUCAUCCCACACCAGGAGCAGACUCUCAUCCC
This is a messenger RNA of Cherax quadricarinatus, 1072 nucleotides long. NCBI's taxonomy places the organism in Eukaryota, Metazoa, Arthropoda, Malacostraca, Decapoda, Parastacidae. The record is from RefSeq and is a predicted model, not a curated record.